UGGUUGUUGUCGACGUCGGCGGCGCUCUUUAUCCAGUCCAGAAAGGGAACUUCGGUUACAAAGAGAGCAGCAACGCAGACACAACAUUGCUGCUCGUCGCGUAGCGAAGGUGGCAGCUGAAGAAUGGCUAGUGAGGGCAGAGACUUCGCUUGCUCGCGGUCGGGGCUUCGAAUGGACCGCACACGCGUACUCAGAUAGCGGAGCUUUGUCGCACGCCGACGGGAUAGAGGAGUUGUGGCAGCAUUUUGCUGGGAAAAUAGGAGAGCAUGGAAGUCGGACUGAUGUUCCAGAAGAUGAAAAUGAAAUUGAUGGACAAGAACACCGCACACCCAUACGCAGUGCUAACCGAGGCUUUGCUGAGCUUGAAGACAACGGUGACGAGGACACGGGUGCAGGCCUCGGCUUUAGCUCUUCUCCGCCUACAGUCGCCGGUCAUGCUGCUUCAUCCUCUAGUUCUUCG
This is a messenger RNA of Amoebophrya sp. A25, 460 nucleotides long. Lineage: Eukaryota; Dinophyceae; Syndiniales; Amoebophryaceae. The record is from the annotation of a GenBank genome assembly.